GUUUACUUAUUUUCGUUUCAUCAACAGAACGUUGAGUUUCUCGAUUGAGAGAAAGUGUUUCGUUUUCUCCACCGAAUGAUAUUUUUCUAAUUUUCUCUUAAUUGUCGUUGAUUUGAUUCGUUUUUUUAUUCUAUUCUCAUCUUUAAUCUUCAUCAUCUUCUUCUUACAAAAUGAAGCUUCUUUUCUUCCCAAUGGAUGGUCAUGGACACGUUAACUCUUGUAUUGGUUUAGCUCGAAUGCUUCGUGAUCAAGGCCAUGAAUCGGUUUUUGUUGUUCCUUCAAAUUGGUCGGUUCUCAUUACUGGUCAUUCGUUUGGGAUUGAACCAAUUGUCGAUCCAACUUGUGGUGAUGUAGAUCCAUUGGAUAGAUGGGCUGGAAUGGUUCGUGCUCUUGGCCCAUCGUUUGCCAAAAGUCCUUCAGAUCAAAUCAUCGAUCUACUUGCUACUGAUACCAAAGAAUUUACUGAUUAUGCCAAAAGGAUCGACGAUCAAGUAGCAAAGGCCAUUGAGAAGGUUAAUCCUGAUCUAAUUAUCAUCGAUUUUUAUGUAACUGUUCCAUCCGUAACUCGAUCAGGUAAACCAUGGGUUCUCCUCUAUUCAGCUAAUCCACUUUUCGCUUACGAAUCUCCAAAUAAUCCCCCAAGAUACUCUGGAUUAGGAGCUUCUGAUGAUCCUAAAUUGUUCCAACAAUUUAGACAACUGGUUAAACAACAACUAACUGAAGUUAAAGCUGAUUUUGACUUAUUCCUUGAAAGUAAAGGAUUAACACCUCAUGAAACUGAAUUAGUUUCACCUUCACCAUAUCUUAAUCUCUACUCUUAUCCAGAAGAUUUGGAUUAUAGUGAAUUGGGUCCAGUUCCCGAUAAAUGGUUUCGACUUGAUCAUAUGGUGAGAGAAGCCGAAGGAGGACCAAUUGGUUUCGAUGAAUCUUUUUUCAAUACCAAUGAAAAGAUCAUUUUAUUCAGUUUAGGAUCAAUGGGAAGUGCGAAUGUCACUUUGAUGAAUCAAUUGAUUGGUUUCAUGGGUGAAUCGAAACAUCGUUUCAUUGUAUCCAAAGGUCCAUUUCAUGAGGAGAUAAAAUUAUAUGAUAAUAUGAUCGGUGGAAGAUAUUUGAAUCAAAUUAAAAUUCUUCCAAAGGUUGACCUCGUUUUAACCCAUGGAGGUAACAAUACAUUCAUUGAGACUCUUUACUUUGGUAAACCUCUUAUUGUGUUACCUUUGUUUGGAGAUCAACAUGAUAACGCUCGAAGAGCAAUUGACAAGAAUAUUGGAAGAGCAUUUGGUCCAUAUCAAGUAACAAAGGAACAACUUAAUGGUGCAAUUGAUGAAAUUCUUAAUGAUAAAGAAUUAAUCGAACGAGUUAAAAAUAUUGGUGAAAAAAUUCGAACCACAAAGAGUCACCAACAAUUAAGUGAUCGAUUGACUAAACUAAUAAAUCAAUCGAAAGAACCAUAGAUUGGACCAUUAAACCAAUUCGAUUGGAAUUUUUUUCCCUCAAAAUUAAGUUUAAAUUUUUCGAUAUCAUCGAUAACUUUUAUAUAUGAAUUACUAUCAAUACAAAUUGUUGGCUUCACUUUUUUUCGGUUACCUUGUUAAUGUCAAAUUAUCAUGAAAGUUAAAUUGUCCAUCAACUAAUUAUAUUGUCUACUAAUUGUUUCUUAUUAAACGUUUUAGAUCAUCGUGA
Panonychus citri (citrus red mite) is the source of this 1683-nucleotide messenger RNA. RefSeq lists its product as uncharacterized. The transcript is spliced from 2 exons. Gene Ontology annotation, molecular function: UDP-glycosyltransferase activity. NCBI's taxonomy places the organism in Eukaryota, Metazoa, Arthropoda, Arachnida, Trombidiformes, Tetranychidae. Bases 171 to 1454 code for a protein of 427 amino acids. The record is from RefSeq and is a predicted model, not a curated record.